Molecule: messenger RNA, 201 nt
Organism: Gloeophyllum trabeum ATCC 11539
Lineage: Eukaryota; Fungi; Basidiomycota; Agaricomycetes; Gloeophyllales; Gloeophyllaceae
Exons: 3
Coding region: 1-201 (66 amino acids)
Source: RefSeq, a predicted model, not a curated record
AUGCCAGACGCCAAGUCUGAUCCAAUUGUUUCCUUAACACUCGACGUGGAGCGAGCGAAAGACAAUUAUAGCGCAUUGGCCCCCGCCUUACUAUGCGAGUCAGCUGCAGAGCACGCUUUGGCCAUGCUGGCCAAUGCUAUACUCGCCGCAUGGGCCCUCAUCACCAAGCGUCCUGUGGCUCACAUACACUGCUACACCUGA